AUGUCUUCUUUGAGCUCCUCAUCCGACGGUGUUCUUGACGAUAUGGUUAUCACAAUUACGCAGGAGGCGAUAAAUUAUUUGCGAGAAGAAGCCGAAUCCUCUGCAUCGCGUACCAGACAACCGCCUCUUGAACGGGAUCGGUUAGGUGCUCAUGAACAUCUAGUGCAAGAUUAUUUUUGUGAAAAUCUGUUGUACGAUGAUGGUCAGUUUAAGCGUAGGUUUUGUAUGAGCCGACGACUAUUCGUUAAAAUUUCUAAUGAUCUUGCGGGCGAAUUCCCUUUUUUCACGCAAAGAGUAAGUGCAAGUCGCAAAGUUGGUUUCUCGGGACUACAAAAGUGUACAGCAGCAAUUAGGCAACUAGCGUACGGCACAACGAGUGAUGCGUGGGAUGAAUAUUUAAGGAUGUCUUCAAGAAUGUCUCGUGAGUCUCUUGAAAAUUUUUGUGAAGGUGUUAUCUCUCUGUACGAGAGACGAUAUUUGAGGAUGCCAACCGCAGCCGACGUUCCACUUCUAUACGAGGCCCAUCAGCGCAUACACGGGUUUCUUGGAAUGUUGGGUAGUCUUGAUUGCAUGCACUGGGAAUGGGCGGCAUGUCCAACCGCUUGGAAAGAGUAA
Helianthus annuus (common sunflower) is the source of this 615-nucleotide messenger RNA. RefSeq lists its product as uncharacterized. The transcript has 2 exons. The coding region runs from base 1 to 615 and encodes 204 amino acids. NCBI's taxonomy places the organism in Eukaryota, Viridiplantae, Streptophyta, Magnoliopsida, Asterales, Asteraceae. The record is from RefSeq and is a predicted model, not a curated record.